Myripristis murdjan (pinecone soldierfish) is the source of this 1100-nucleotide messenger RNA. RefSeq lists its product as uncharacterized. The record is from RefSeq and is a predicted model, not a curated record. The transcript has 8 exons. The coding region runs from base 96 to 1100 and encodes 334 amino acids. NCBI's taxonomy places the organism in Eukaryota, Metazoa, Chordata, Actinopteri, Holocentriformes, Holocentridae.
UGAGAGACAGCAGCCUGAUGAGAACUAGCAAGAAAACCUCCUCAAGUGAAAGCCAUGUGUUGGUGCUGGAGUUGGAGUGAGGAAAUCACUGCGAAAUGCCAGCUGGGGUACUCCAAACAUCCAAGCACACAGCGCACAACCUCUGUCCUCCCCUCUCUGUUUGUCCUUCUGUCAUUAUUUGGGGAUGUUGGCAGUGCUGCCACAUCUCUGCCAAGCGGGAAGGGACACCUGUAACUAGAGAGCCUGAGUGGCUGCUGCUGAGCUGGGACCGGCUGCUGGACGGAUCUGCUCUGCGCUCGGAUACAAAAACCAAAACAAAAAAACAAAAACAAAAACCAAACGGGUCGGUGGAGCUGCAACGGCAUCAGCAGAACCAGCCCAGCACACCAGCAUUAAGUCUGUCCGUCAUCCUGGGAUCUACAGAGGCAAGCGGAGCGCCGGUGUCGGCCAUGAAACUGGUGAAUGGGGGAGGAGGAGGAGGAGGAGGAGGGGGUGGUGGUGGAGGAGGAGAGAAGACUGCCUUUUCCUUUAAGAAGUGCUCUGCCUUCCAGUUUGUCAAAAGAAAGGUUCGGAGAUGGAUGCGGAACCCCAAGGUGAGCGUGGAGAAGGCCCAGGGGAAAGGCCUCCUGUACCCCUGCCCAAAGUGCCCGCUGGCCGAGGACCUGUGGUACACCCACUUCCCCUCGCCAUAUGGCUGCUGCCACUACGCCAGCCUGCAGGGCGGCCAGUACUACCACCAGGAGCCCGCCUCGCCGUGCCCUGCGAGUGAGCAUCACGCCGGCCAUGACAAGAGCAAGGGCUGCAAGGUGAGGAAAUGGAAGAUGCUGGCCCGUCACCAUGGUGACAGCGGAGGUAAGCAGAAGGAGGCAGAGUCGGAGGUGCAGCUGGGGGGCUGUCAGUCCUGGGGGGUUCGAGCCACGCCCCUCCUGGCCAGCCCUGUCAUGCUGGAGUGCUGCAUCUGCAGCGGGCCGUACGUCAGCUACGCCCUGGAGGACACCUGGCAGCCACGCCAGCGCACACAGGCGAUGGACCUGUACUACCACAGUGAACCAGAUCCAGACAGCUACUGUUGCCCUGGCGACAACACUCCUGACUCCUGA